AUGGCGAAGCAGUCGUCCUCGGCGGUGUUUCGGAAGCGAUGGUUCGUGGCGCUUCUGGUCAUGUUAUCUGUGACCACUGUGAUUGCUUUCGUCAUUCGAGCCACGCUCGAUUCGUCGUGUGACUGCCACUUGGAUGUUGCCGCCGAGAAGCGGUUUCAGUCGCAGUCUGUGAAGCCGCACACUGGAGUCGGGACUUCUCCGAAUCCACUGAGUUUCAUGAAGUCUAAGACUGUGCUACUUGUUUCUCAUGAGCUCUCCCUUUCUGGGGGACCAUUGCUGCUGAUGGAGCUAGCUUUUUUGUUAAGAGGUGUUGGUGCUAAUGUUUGUUGGCUUACGAACCAGAAACCGUCAGGAACAGAUGAGGUGGUAUACAGUUUGGAGAACAAAAUGUUGGACCGAGGAGUACAGGUCUUUUCUGCAAAGGGUCAAGAAGCUGUGGAUACAGCUCUAAAAGCUGACUUGAUUGUUUUGAAUACUGCUGUUUCUGGCAAGUGGCUGGAUGCUGUUCUCAAAGAAAAUGUUCCUCGAGUUCUCCCCAAGAUUUUGUGGUGGAUACACGAAAUGCGAGGUCAUUACUUCAAUAUGGAGUAUGUCAAGCACCUUCCCUUUGUUGCUGGCGCUAUGAUUGAUUCACAUGUAACAGCAGAAUACUGGAAUAACAGGACACAUGAGCGCUUAAGGAUUAAAAUGCCCAAAACCUAUGUUGUUCACCUCGGCAAUAGCAAGGAACUAAUGGAAGUUGCUGAAGAUGGUGUGGCAAAAAGGAUUUUGCGGGAGCAUGUGCGAGAGUUUCUUGGUGUGCGAAAUGAAGAUAUACUCUUUGCUCUAAUAAAUAGUGUUUCUCGUGGAAAAGGCCAGGAUUUAUUUCUACGUUCCUUUUAUGAGAGCUUGCAACUGAUCCAAGCACACAAGUUACAGGUGCCAUCAAUUCAUGCAGUAAUUGUGGGAAGCGACAUGACUGCUCAGACCAAGUUUGAGUCGGAACUUCGGAACUUCACAGCAACAAAGAAUAUUCAAAAUCGUGUUCAUUUCGUAAACAAAACUCUGACAGUAGCUCCUUAUCUUGCUGCAAUCGAUGUUCUUGUUCAGAAUUCCCAGGUCAGUGGUCUCUUACUUUUUACUUGA
Messenger RNA from Ilex paraguariensis (yerba mate), 1125 nucleotides. The record is from the annotation of a GenBank genome assembly. NCBI's taxonomy places the organism in Eukaryota, Viridiplantae, Streptophyta, Magnoliopsida, Aquifoliales, Aquifoliaceae.